AUGGCGUCCACCGCGAUUCCCCCUACUCUGUAUCGAAUCACGAGCUCUCAACACUGCCGACUGCAAGCGCAAGAGGCCGCGCCGUGCGCCCAAUUCGCAAGAGGCCAGACUAGCGGUUCGCUUCGUUUGCCAUCUCGCGGCGCUGCUGCUGCCGGCAGGGGUCGCACGGGAUCGGCGAUUUCGCGUCGUCGGUUGGCGACUGUCGCCGCGACGGGCACGAAUGUCGCUGCAGAUGCGGAAGUGGACUUGUACGGGCUUCUCGGGCACCUCCUGCCUGCCCGUCCCUCACUCCCAUCCUGGCUCCUCUCUUCGUCGUAUCUGCCUCAUGCCGCGUCUCUGUCUCCUCUCUGCCUUCUCCGUGCCCUCCUCCCUGCCCUCCUCUCCGCCUCCCUCUCCCUGCAGUACCACCCAGAUGUCAACAGCGACCCGGGGGCGGCAGACACGUUCAUUCAGCUCAGUAACGCGUACGAGGUGUUGGUGGACGAGGAGCAGCGGGCGCUGUACGACCGGUUUGGGGCGGCAGCGCUGAGCCGCGACUUCAUGGCGGGCAGAGCGGGCACGGAGCGCAAGGGAGCGGCGUGGGAGGCGUUUGACACGUGGGACGAGUUCCAACCGUUCCAGCGCAAGACGCGCAAGGGCGAUGCGAGGCAGGCAGCAGCAGCCAGGUGGUCGUCAGACAGCGAGAGUGAGGGCGAGGGCGAGGGCGAGGCAGAGGGCGGGGUGGUGGAGGCGGUGACAGGGGAUGUGGUGGAGUACCCGCUCUCUGCUGCCGUCAGGGACAGAUUCGAUGACGGCCGCAUCAAAGGCGUUGGCUUUGUGGUUGGCCGCAACAAAGACCGUGGCGAUCGCCACAAGCUCCCACCCGAGAACCUAGGGCUGGUGGAGAUAGAGCCACUGUUUCAGGAGGCAGGCGAGGACGUGUGGCAGACAGACGCUCUCGAGAGUGCCGCCUUCGCCUCUCUGCCCGACCUCAGAGUGCUGCGCACCCCCCCCUGCCUCCUCCCACUCUGUGCCCUUCCAUCCCCCGCUCCACUCAAUGCCCAUCAAUCCCCCCUCUGCUCUGUGCCCUGCCAUCUCUCCCCCUCCCCCCCCACCCUUUUGCUUUGUGCCCUGCCAUCUCUCCCCCCCCCCAAUUCCUGCUCUAUGCCCUACCAUUCCCCCUGCCCCCCCUGCCGUGUGCCCUGCCCCCACCAUGCAUGCGGGCAGGAGUUUGACAAGAGGACCGACUCGUGGCGCAUCCUGGAUGCGCUGUCUCCGGGGUGUGGGAGCCCCGUGUACGACGAGGAGAUCAUCGUAUAG
Messenger RNA from Closterium sp. Naga37s-1, 1299 nucleotides. The record is from the annotation of a GenBank genome assembly. Lineage: Eukaryota; Viridiplantae; Streptophyta; Zygnematophyceae; Desmidiales; Closteriaceae.